UUCUGUAACUUGGAUACUAUAAUUGCUUUUGGCUUUCAGAAUUGAUUUUCGAUCUCUGCUUCGGGCUGCUCGCUCCCCCAUUUCUCCGUCAAUCUGGCGAAGCGUGGGAGGAAGCCGGAGAUCGUUGGAGUGGAGGAAUUCGUUAUCUCUCUUUAAUCCAUUUGGUGUAUUUCCUUUCGCGGAAAUUUCUUCGCUUCGUUCCGGUGCUGCUGGUGUGAAACAAAAUAAGCUGCAUGUUUCCCUGUAACCUUGAGUAUGUUCUCCGUGGAGAUUUUGAACUGAAUUUUUCUCAUCAUCUUGACUAGAUUUUCAUUUGAUUUGAAUUUCCAUGGAUGCUUAUAGUUACAGGGCUUCCUUAUCUGUAAUCUUUAAGUUCUCCUCAGAAUAUUCACGCGUGAUGCACCUUUGAUUAGCGCAAGCUGUAUGGUGGGAAAUGAAGCAUCUCUGAUAUGCUUUUGAAUGGUUCUUCUAUAUUGAAGAGUAACACGUAUGACAGAGAGCAGAAAACUUCGAGCUUCGCUUUGAGUUUCUGGAAGCUUUCUACGUGGCUAGCGGGAGCCAUCUCUGACCCACGUGGCGGCUGAGGGACGUUACAUGAGUACAUUAGAAAACUCAGUUUUCACCAUCUUAGCUCCAACAAAUUAUCUUCGCCGACAGAGAGCGGGGAAGCAAUGAAUCGUCUCAGAACCUAUCUAACAUUUUCCAGAUCCUUUGCGUGCAGUUGCAGAACCCUCCAUUACACCUCCCCGAAACAAUUUCCUGGCCACAAAACCCAUUUCGAACAUGCUGGUCCCUUAGUCUCGCUCCUCAAGUCCCGGUCGGUUAUCCGAUUCCAAGGGCCUGACACCUUGAAGUUUCUUCAGGGACUGUUAACCAACGAUGUGCGAAGGUUUGGUGAACCCGUCGGUGAAAAAACUGCUCAUUUGCCUACACCUAAUGUACCAGUGGCUUCAGCUCCGCCUGUAUAUGCUGCGCUUCUAACCCCUCAAGGCAGAUUCCUCUACGACCUUUUUCUCUAUAAACCACCCGGGCCUGAGACGAAGCUUGAUAAGACUGGAACAGGACCUGGGACUGACCCUGAUGAACCGUUUAAUUUGUUUGCCGAUGUGGAUGCUUCGGUAUUAGAUGAACUUUUGGAAGCCUUAAAGAAAUACCGUCUGAGGUCCAAGGUUGAGAUUGAUAAUGUUACUGAAGAUUUCUCAUGCUGGCAACGCUAUGGUCCUAGCCUUUCUGAGAAGCCAUCAGAUGCUGAUGAACCAGAGGCAGCUUCUGUUGGCUGGGGUGCUGGCGUGGAUCACUCCGCAACAUUAGCUUCGCGUGGGAGUAAUUUUGGGUGGCAAUGGUUCAAGGACCCCCGAUUGGACUGUCUUGGUUUUAGAGGGAUCUUCCCAUCUAAUGUAACACCACCUCUGGUUGAGGCUGACAAAGAAACAGAUGAAGAGAAUUAUCUUUUUUGGAGAAUAAAAAAGGGAGUUGCAGAGGGAUCAACUGAGAUUCAAAAGGGUGAGGCGGUACCGCUUGAGUAUAAUCUUGCAGGCCUUAAUGCAAUUAGCUUUGACAAGGGUUGUUAUGUGGGGCAAGAGCUCAUAGCUCGUACGCAUCACCGAGGGGUGAUUCGCAAGCGUAUAGUGCCUGUAAGAUUUGUCACUAACGAUGGGAAAGAAGUAGAAGACAAAGUUACUCCAGGCUCAGAGGUAAUUGACACGACAAGUGGCAAGAAAGUAGGUUUCGUCAAUACUGCCCUUGGAUGUUGUGGGCUGGGGCUUUUGCGGAUGGAGGCGGCCUUUAGAGGUUCUGGCACCUUAUCUAUAGAGGGUCAAGAUAAUGUGAAGGUUGAGGCUGUUCGACCAAAAUGGUGGCCUUCUGAGUGGCUUGAAGAUAAUCAACAUCACACUGCUUUCGCGUAGGAUGUUCUAUGCACUGUCCCAAGGCCAAGUGCAUGCCUUUAUUCAAUCCUUGGACUCCAUUGUGUGAAUUAAAUGUAUUCCAAAUAUUUAAGGUGUUCAUAUUGGGAUAAGACUGGUAGCCUUGUCGAAACUGUAUCUGGAGGAGGGGCAACAAGAUGGCACUUGGGUUUUCUUAUGAAAUAAGUUUUAUAACGGGAACUGUGGGCUACCGCUUUACCCCCGAGUUCUCCAAGUGUCCUGAGAACGCGAGAGCUUUGAAUAAUUUUGUACUCACACAUAAGGAUAUUAGAAACAAAUGUUAGGAAGAUUUUGUUUAUGCCUAUCUUCAACUUGUAUCUUGUC
Molecule: messenger RNA, 2249 nt
Organism: Neltuma alba
Lineage: Eukaryota; Viridiplantae; Streptophyta; Magnoliopsida; Fabales; Fabaceae
Product: putative transferase At4g12130, mitochondrial
Exons: 6
Coding region: 672-1907 (411 amino acids)
Biological process (GO): iron-sulfur cluster assembly
Cellular component (GO): mitochondrial matrix
Molecular function (GO): protein binding
Source: RefSeq, a predicted model, not a curated record